Tyto alba (common barn owl) is the source of this 4363-nucleotide messenger RNA. RefSeq names its product E3 ubiquitin-protein ligase TRIM9. The record is from RefSeq and is a predicted model, not a curated record. Gene Ontology annotation, molecular function: zinc ion binding; protein binding. The coding region runs from base 78 to 1895 and encodes 605 amino acids. The transcript has 8 exons. NCBI's taxonomy places the organism in Eukaryota, Metazoa, Chordata, Aves, Strigiformes, Tytonidae.
GCGCGGUGGGGUGCGGGUCGCUCCUCUGGCUCUGCCGCGGCCGCCGCCGGUGCCGCGCCGCCUUCCUUCCCUCCCCUAUGGAAGAGAUGGAAGAGGAGCUGAAAUGCCCGGUGUGCGGCUCCUUUUACCGGGAGCCCAUCAUCCUGCCCUGUUCGCACAACCUGUGCCAGGCGUGCGCCCGCAACAUCCUGGUGCAGACGCCGGAGUCGGAGUCGCCGCAGAGCCGCCGCGCCUCGGGCUCGGCCGUCUCCGACUACGACUACCUGGACCUGGAUAAGAUGAGCCUGUACAGCGAGGCGGACAGCGGCUACGGCUCGUACGGCGGCUUUGCCAGCGCUCCCACCACCCCCUGCCAGAAAUCCCCCAACGGCGUCCGCGUCUUCCCGCCGGCCGCCCCGCCGCCCCCCGCCGCCCUGGCGCCGCCGCCGCCGCCGCGCAACGCCUGCCUGACCUGCCCGCAGUGCCACCGCAGCCUGGUGCUGGACGAGCGCGGCCUGCGGGGUUUCCCCCGCAACCGCUUGCUGGAGGGCGUCAUCGACCGCUACCAGCAAGGCAGGGCGGCGGCUCUGCGCUGCCAGCUCUGCGAGAAGGCGCCCAAGGAGGCGGCCGUGAUGUGCGAGCAGUGCGACGUCUUCUACUGCGAUCCCUGCCGCCUGCGGUGCCACCCGCCGCGGGGGCCGCUGGCCAAGCAUCGCCUGGUCCCUCCGGCCCAGGGUCGUGUCAGCCGCCGCCUCAGCCCCCGCAAGAUCUCCACCUGCACCGACCACGAGCUGGAGAACCACAGCAUGUACUGCGUGCAGUGCAAGAGCCCCGUCUGCUACCAGUGCCUGGAGGAGGGCAAGCACUCCAGCCACGAAGUCAAGGCCCUGGGCGCCAUGUGGAAGCUCCACAAGAGCCAGCUUUCCCAGGCCCUGAACGGCUUGUCAGACAGAGCCAAGGAAGCAAAAGAGUUCCUGGUCCAACUCCGCAAUAUGGUGCAGCAGAUCCAGGAGAACAGUGUGGAGUUCGAGGCCUGCCUGGUGGCCCAGUGUGACGCCCUCAUCGAUGCCCUCAACAGAAGAAAAGCCCAAUUGCUGUCCCGGGUCAACAAGGAGCACGAACACAAGCUGAAGGUUGUGCGAGACCAGAUUUCUCACUGCACAGUCAAGCUGCGCCAGACCACGGGCCUGAUGGAGUACUGCCUGGAGGUCAUCAAGGAGAACGACCCCAGCGGCUUCCUGCAGAUCUCCGACGCUCUCAUCAGGAGAGUGCACUUAACCGAGGACCAGUGGGGAAAGGGGACGCUCACACCCCGGAUGACCACGGACUUCGACCUCAACCUUGACAACGCCCCUCUGCUGCAGUCCAUCCAUCAGCUCGACUUUGUGCAGAUGAAAGUUUCCUCCCCAGUGCCGGCCCCCCCGAUCCUGCAGCUAGAGGAGUGUUGCACCCACAACAACAGUGCCACCUUGUCCUGGAAGCAGCCCCCCUUGUCAACGGUGCAGGUGGAAGGCUACAUCCUGGAGCUCGACGACGGCAACGGCGGCCAGUUCAGGGAGGUGUACGUGGGCAAGGAGACCAUGUGCACGGUGGACGGGCUUCACUUCAACAGCACGUACAGCGCACGUGUCAAAGCCUUCAACAAAACCGGAGUCAGCCCGUACAGCAAGACCCUGGUCCUGCAGACAUCUGAGGACACGCAGUCAGAAGAACAGACCCUCCCUUUUCCAGUGCCUUUGGAAAGAUCGCAGCUUCGUAGAAUGAGUCCUUUCUCCUCCACCCUUAAUCUGCAACCCAGCUUUCCGGGGAGAUCCUACUUUGAGCUAAGAUCUUCGGCCCACCAGCUGAGCUUGCAUUCUUCUUUACAGUCCCUGAAUUCAGCUGGUGAGCCGAGUGCCUCUGGCAUUUCCUCUUAGUCUGUGCUUCCGGGCAUCUCCAAAGUAUUUGUUUGUUUUGUUCCGUUGUGUUUGUUUUUCCCAUGACAUGCCGAUGGCAGGGGGAACUCCUUCUGUUUGUCAGUGGCCUGUUCCUGCCGCGGGGGGGGGGGGAGUUUCGGUGGCGUAGUUAUCGUGGUGUUUUCGUCUGUACGUACCAGCAUGGGCAGUUUUAGGCGUGGGGUGACGGAGCAGCACAGCAACUCCUUACGUGGGUGCUGCUCUUGGCAGGGCUGGCAUGGCCGAAGCAUUUCGCACAGCCAGCCGGCAGAGCAGGUCCCUCAUCUCUAGUUUGCAUUGAUCUCAUGUCUAGGGACAGUCCAGAAGAACAGACCCUCCCUGGGAGAAACCUGUGGGGACAGCUCGAUGGUUUGCUUUCCCUGUACAACCAGAAAACGCAGCCUCUGCCGUGAGAUUUGUUCAGCGAAAUUAGUUUGCUCGAUUAAAUCCAGAUCCCUCCUAAUAAAUCCAGACCCCCCUUAAGAAAGAAGCAAGUCUAGGUGCAAGCAAGGUCUAGCUAAGGCCAACUCACAGACCCCUUGCAGUCUGGCUUCUUAAGCCCCUGUAGGUGUGGGCUGUUGUCCGCUCAGCUUGGAGCACUGGGCUGGGCUUUUGCAAAAGCAGACGCGAUCGUAGCGAAGUCUGGUUUUCUGCAGAGCAGAGGGAACCACUGCCGUGACACACCUUGCUCGUCUGGCAGCACCCACAAGCGCUUUGCUUGGUGCCUUGCGCCCGGGCCUGGCGGGCUGGGGUGGGCUGUAGGCAGUACAGGCAGAAAGAGUGACGGUGUCGGGCAGCCAGCGAAGGAACCGCAGGCACGGUGCAUCUCUCAGAGCUGUUUUCUAACCAAUCUUUGCACAUCUUCCCUUGCUAAAGAUCCUGGGCCCUGAUUCUUCCGCCACUCUGGAUUUACACCACUCCAUGGGCUCCAGUGGAGUAAUUCACAGCUUCCUCUGGUGUAAGCCCAGGAAGAAUGGGGGCCCCCGAUUGUUUGAUUUCCAUCCCAUAACCCGGAAUGAGGAAUGCUGCAGCAUGACCCUUGCCAGAAUAACCGGGGGCCCUGCAACUUUCUUUUCCUUGUGCUUUUUAUGUUUUUGGUUUUUUUCUCAUCGUACCGCUGUGCGCUAAUGGCUUGAACUCUUGUUUUUGUCACGGACGUUUCUAACUUUGUGUCCGGUGUCCCGAGAUCCACCGCGACGGCCACGAGCAACGCUCGGGUGUGCAGCAGGGGCCUCCGCGGCCGCGGCCUGGGGUGGUGGGGCAAGGGCGAAACGGGGUCCUGAACGUGCCGCACCCGGGUGAACUUGUACCGCAGCGAUGCGCGGAGACCUUGAAAACCACUCUUUGAACAGGGGCACGGGGCACGAUUCAUUAAAACGGCUUCAGGAGGUGCUGCUUGGCCCUCGCCACGGAGCACGGCGGCGGCCAGAUGCUUUCCCACCAACAGGCACGUCAGCAGGGGGGAAAAAAACCUGUUCCCUCGCCACAGGAGAGCUGAAAACCAGUCACAGAGCUAGACAGGGAGUUCUUUAAAAUCCUUCACGAAUGCCUACCCAUGCAAUGUCAACAUGAGGCUUCAUGCUGCCCUCUCCUCCUGGCGAGGACGAGCUCCUGGAUCAGGAGAAGCUCCUGCAGGAGGAGAAGCUCCUGGGUGAGCCCCCCGGCUGCGGUGCGGCUCCCACAAGGUGUUGGCAGCCAGCGGGUCAGGCACAGCCCAGGCACAGGAGGAUGAAGGGCACCCCGACACAUCCUCCCUGGGAAGCUACGGCCCGGUGCCCUUUGGGUGCUAGCAGGGGCGUGAGGCCAAGCACCUGCCCCCCAGGGACCCCCCUCUCCGGCUCCGCUCCUGCCCAGGUUGCCCACGGGGCAGGGGAGGCAGCCCGGGAGAGCUCGGUGGUCCCUAUUCCCUGGACGCACCAGCGGCUGCUCUGCUUUCAUCAGUCCCUGUCCUCCAAGGAGUGGGUUUUGAGUAAUUCAGCUGAGGGUCAGUCUAGAGAAUAUUUGCCGAGCGGCCCAGAUACUCCACCAAAGCUAAAAUUUCCUGCCUCUUUUCUGGAGGAAAGCGCAACGAUUUGGCACCCCAAGCUGUUAGCUAUCAGAGCUGAUGCUCUUGAAGGCUUGUGAUGGGAUCUGACAAUGAAUGCUCCACACUUCCCAGAGGUGAGGCUCACCAAAACGGCCAACAGUCCACACAUAAACCUCACGGGUUGUAUUUGCAACCCCUCUCCCUGCACUCUGGCUUUUAAUGAAUCAGGCCUCCCGUGGCUGGCUGGAUGCUUAGUUAACGGUUAAAUGCUCAUGAGUGUUUUUCAGGUGGUUGUUGUUUCGUAGCUGUGAUGUGUGAAAUGUAGUAUCUCUUUAUAGGAUGCAAUUUUGAGACACAAGGAACGCCUUACUCUCAAUUAGGCAAGUAUAUUUAUUACAGUUAUCUGGCACCUACUCCACAUUGC